AUGAAAUUUGUCAAAUUGGAACAAGGGAAUAUGUCAGUAGCGGAGUAUGCAACUAAGUUUGAGGAGUUAUCCAGGUAUUAUCCACUCUAUGUUGGAGAGGCAGGAGAAAAUUCUAAGUGCAUCAAGUUUGAAAUGAGACUUAGGCCAGAGAUCAAGAAACAGGUUGGAAUGCAAGAGAUCCGUGACUUUCCUACCCUAGUGAAUAAGAGUAGGAUUUAUGAUGAGGAUAGUCGUGCUGAAAAGGCACAUUACCGAAACAUUGGAAGCAUGAAAGACAUGAGGCCUAUGAAUCAUAAUAGAGGGAAACCUUACUUUUUUCCUCCUAGUAAAUCUGGAAGUCGUUUGAACUAUCAACAAUACAAUUUUUCAGCUGGACAAGGAAAUAGUAAUGGUAAUGGGAAAGGAAAUGAAAACAAUUAUAGUAUGGGGGUGGUAGAGGAAACCCUGAUGGACGAGGAGUUAGUAACAAUAGGAGUCAAGUCUCGAGCAACAACAAUGGUAAUAAUGGUGAUCCGAUUACUCAUAUCUGAUGUCAUAGGUGUGGGCCACAUCAACACCACAUGCCCCUACCCAAGGAAGACUCCACAACUUGGAAACCAGAGUUCCCAAGCCAGCCGACCUAAAUCCAAUGGAAGAGUAUUUGCCCUCAAUUGUGCAAGAGUGUAUGAGAAAGACAACUUGAUUCAAGGUACGUGUCUCAUAAGUGAUUCUCCUUUAUUUGUGCUAUUUGAUUGUGGUGCCACUCAUUCCUUUGUGUCCCUUGAUUGUGUUAGAGGUUUAGGAUUACCUAUGUCUCGUUUGCAAUAUGAUUUGAUUAUGAAUACCCCUACUAGUAAUUCUAUUGACACGUCUAGUGUUUGUCUCGACAUUUCUAUCCAUGUGUGUGGAAAGGACUUCCGAGUUGACAUAGUGUGUUUACCUUUGCAUCUAGUCGAUGUGAUUCUCGUUAUGGAUUGGCUAUCUGCCAACCGUGUCCGCAUAGAUUUUUUUAGAAAAACCAUUGAAUUCAUGGAGCUAGAAGUGAAGGAUAAGCUUAGCAAUAUAUCCGCCAACCAAGUGAAGGAACUCUUGAAAGAAGAUGCCCAGUUAUACAUGAUCCUAGCCUCAUUGGAAUUUGAAGAAAAAGUGGUAAUACGAGAUGUUCCUAUUGUGUGUGAAUUCCCUAAAGUAUUCCCUGCAGAUGUCAAUAGUUUACCACCAGAGUGUGAGAUUGAGUUUAGCAUUGACUUCGUACCAGGUACUGGACCAUAUCCAUGGCACCGUAUAGGAUGUCUUCCUUAG
Cicer arietinum (chickpea) is the source of this 1281-nucleotide messenger RNA. The record is from RefSeq and is a predicted model, not a curated record. NCBI's taxonomy places the organism in Eukaryota, Viridiplantae, Streptophyta, Magnoliopsida, Fabales, Fabaceae.